Ictalurus punctatus (channel catfish) is the source of this 1037-nucleotide messenger RNA. It is a transcript of the gene cideb, whose product is annotated as cell death inducing DFFA like effector b. The record is from RefSeq and is marked provisional. Gene Ontology annotation, biological process: regulation of apoptotic process; apoptotic process. NCBI's taxonomy places the organism in Eukaryota, Metazoa, Chordata, Actinopteri, Siluriformes, Ictaluridae.
GUAUAUACGUAUAAAGGGAAAACAACACCGGAGCAGUUCAAGAUGGCAACAACAUCCUCACUCAUUAAGUCUGUGUCUCGGCGUGUGUGGGCCGCACCUCAGAGGCCUUUUAGAGUUUGCUCGUGGAACAGAGAGAUCAGGAAGGGGCUCACUGCAUCCACCUUAGAGGAGCUGAAAGACAGGGCAGCCCACACAUUGCUCAUUUCUACACUGCUGUCUCUGGUGUGUGAGGAAGAUGGCACUGAAGUGGACUCAGACGAGUUCCUCAUGACCCUGCCAGACAACACUGUGCUCAUGGCCUUGGAGCCGGGACAGACCUGGAGACCACAUCCUUUAGGCCAGAGAGGCAGAAACAUCACACCAGCUGACAAUAAACCCCGCACUGGUCGUGACAUCGCUCGAGUAACCUUUGACCUUUAUCGUCUGAACCCCAAGGAUAUUUUUGGCUCUCUAAGUGUGAAGGCAACAUUCCAGGGUCUGUACUCAGUCAGCGCUGACUUCCAAUGCCUGGGGCCGAAGAAGGUGCUCAGAGAAGCCCUCAGAAUGAUCUCCACCGUACUCCAAGCAGCAGGUCACAUGUUAAUCACGUCUGCCACUGUGAUUCGCCGAAUCAUACAGGGAGCAGAUUUCCUGCAAGUUCACGGUGCUCGUGAGAUUCAGACAGAAUACUGGAACUGACUUACUGUGUAAUCAGGAGGGAAAAAAAAAAACUGCUCUUGCUUUGUGAAAUACAUGUCAUUUUAACAAUUAUUACAGCGUUCCUUGUUUUCCAUUUGUCUUCUCAGGGCCAUUAAGCCAUGACAAUAUACAGAAAUGCGUUAUUAACAGUAAACAGGUGAAUGUUUAUUUAAUCAGUUUGCAGAUCUGUUAAAUGAGACUCUGUAAAUACCAAUAAUUGAAAUACUAAUUAUAUGACUGUAGAUGUCUGUAAAUGAUGGCUGCAUAAUAUACUCCUGUGUUAAACAUUAUUAUAAUACUGGCUUGUGUAAUACUGAUAUCAAAGAAGCCUGAAAUAUGUAAAUGAGUUCUCGGACAAA